Molecule: messenger RNA, 1440 nt
Organism: Cottoperca gobio
Lineage: Eukaryota; Metazoa; Chordata; Actinopteri; Perciformes; Bovichtidae
Gene: rab5c
Product: RAB5C, member RAS oncogene family
Exons: 6
Coding region: 306-968 (220 amino acids)
Molecular function (GO): GTP binding; GTPase activity
Source: RefSeq, a predicted model, not a curated record
UGCUGUUAUUGGUCAAACAGCCACCGACAAAAAGUGGGACGUUCCCGGAAAAAUCGCUAACCGGAAGGGAAGGCCAGAGCCUCAGAAGAAGAAAACAGCCGCCUCAGAUGAGACCAUCGAAAGAAGAAAAAGUACUCUCCCACUGGUGAGGUCCUCUUCCUCUGGCUCAUCUACCUGCCUGACCAAACUUGCCCCCCGUCUAGCUCAGCCUCACCUACCCCCUGCUCCGAGCCUAAAGUUGACCAGACUUCCUCCCUCUUCUCCCGGCUUCUACUACUUUCUCCCGAUUAUCAAAAAACUGCACAAUGGCAGGGCGAGGCGGACCAGCGCGGACCAACGGCACUGCAGCGAGCAACAAGAUCUGCCAGUUUAAGCUCGUGUUGUUGGGGGAAUCAGCGGUGGGAAAGUCCAGCUUGGUGCUGCGCUUUGUCAAAGGCCAGUUCCACGAGUACCAGGAGAGCACCAUCGGAGCUGCCUUCCUCACACAGACGGUAUGUUUGGAUGAUACAACAGUCAAGUUUGAGAUCUGGGACACUGCAGGACAGGAACGGUAUCACAGCUUGGCGCCCAUGUACUACAGGGGCGCCCAGGCCGCCAUCGUGGUCUACGACAUCACCAACACAGAUACAUUCACACGUGCAAAGAACUGGGUGAAGGAGCUCCAGCGACAAGCCAGCCCCAAUAUUGUUAUUGCACUGGCAGGAAACAAAGCCGACCUGGCCAACAAGAGAGCCAUAGAUUUCCAGGAAGCGCAAGCCUAUGCAGAUGACAACAGUUUGCUCUUCAUGGAAACGUCCGCCAAGACUGCCAUGAACGUCAAUGAGAUUUUUAUGGCUAUAGCCAAGAAGCUUCCCAAGAACGAGCCUCAGGGUGGAGCGGGCGCCGGCGUGCGAACCAGAGGUGGCGUGGACCUGCAGGAAGCUGCGCCGCAGGGCCGAAGUAGCCAGUGUUGUGGGGGCGGGAACUAACUAACACGAGUCAGCUGAUCCAACCAAUCUACAGCUUCGAUCAACCAGACCAGAUAUUAGCCAGCUGUCAAACAAUGUCCCAUUGGUCAAACCAAACCAUGGUCGGACCAACCACCCUAUGAGCAACACGGCACCAAUUAACUGUUUGGCAAAAGAGUCCACUGGCCAGUAAACUGCCAGACCCCUCCGACGGUUGAACCAUGAAAUCAACCCACAGGCUUAUUUACAGAAUCAUGUUUUAACCCCAGGACCUGCCAAUCCAUGACCUCUAUUGAUGAUGGACACUUGACGUCACCGUAGGGGAGAAAACAACAAAACAUCCCAAUCAUGGAAGAAAAAAUAAAUAAAAGAAGAUCAGUCAUUACCAAUGACACUUAAUAGGGUCAUCCUGCUCACAUCUUUGUUUCUGUAUUUGUGUAGAAGAAAAAAAAAUGAAAGCAACAGGAAUGAAUAUAAACAGGCUCAUUGGCCC